AGAGGAGGACGAGGAGGAGAGGUAACCAAAGAGCUACUCUGUACUGGAUUAAACAAAGAUGCCUAAAGAUGAGGAAAAGGUUAAUUUGCGUCGCCUUGAGCCUGUGAUCCAGAAGUUCAUCAAAGUCGCCAUUCCCACAGACCUGGAGCGGUUAAGAAAACAUCAGAUAAAUAUUGAGAAGUACCAGAGGUGCAGGCUGUGGGACAAACUGCACGAAGAACACAUCAACGCAGGCCGAACCGUUCAGCAGCUGCGAGCAAAUAUCCGUGAGAUGGAGAACCUUUGUGCCCGCGUCCGAAAGGAAGACAUUCUGACUUUGCAGAGAAUGAUUGAUCCUGUGAAAGAUGAGGCUUCGUUGGCCAUAAAAGAAUUUUUACAGCUGCAUUCGGAGUCUGCCGAAGUGCUGAAAGGGCAGUUUGGGGAGCGGGAGGCAUCACCGCAGGCUCCUGUAACCCGUUCUGCCACUGCAGGGGCAGAAACAUUUUGUAAUGCUGAAGAUGGAGGAAACUCUCCUGGCCAGGUUUUUUCUCCGUUGCCUGAAAUCCCCCAGGAUCAAAAUGCUGCUGAAUCGUGGGAAACACUAGAAGAGGAUUUGAUUGAACUUGGCAAUCUCGUGACGGAGUUCUCCCUGCUGGUUAAUAGUCAGCAGGAGAAGGUGGACCGGAUCGAAGAUCAUGUCUGCACUGCGGUGGCAAAUGUGGAAGAGGGGACCAAACACUUAUCCAAGGCUGCGACCUACAAACUGGCAGCCCUUCCGGUUGCUGGCGCCCUCCUCGGGGGAAUCGUGGGCGGGCCCAUCGGGCUCCUGGCUGGCUUCAAGGUGGCUGGGCUGGCGGCCGCUCUGGGAGGCGGUGUGCUGGGCUUCACGGGUGGAAAACUCAUCCAGCGGAAGAAGCAGAAGAUGAUCGAGGGCUGCUCUUCCCCCAGCUGCCCAGAUCUGCCCAGGCGGAGCAACGGAGGAGGCAGCUGAGGCGCAGCGGCCCCGCCUGGGCUCUUGGCCGCCUCGGCUGGCAAAACGGCUGCCCUCGCUUUGGCCUGGACUCGUGUCUUGGCACGCCGGGACGUUUUCCCGCCCAGGAGGUGAAAAGGACGAGGUUCACCCUGAAAGUCUUUCUUGACUUGAGCCCAAGGAAGCCGAGAGUGGCAGGCUUUGGUGCGGUCAGCCUGCGGUUAAUGCCGGCCGAGAGGGUGUGCGCCAGAGGAAUGUCUCAAUCCGGUUUUCUUCCUCCUUCAGGGGCUAUUGCGGGGUUCACAAAAUGCCUUUUUCCUGGUGAAAUGGAAGGGAUGCCAAGGCAGCACGGCAGGUCUGGGCGCAGCCUCUGUCCUCAAACCCUUUGUCCUCCUCUGGUGCACAAAUCCUGUUUUAUGUUGCUGGUUUAUUUUUGUACUUCUGCCUUCUCUGUGGCUGAAUCGGAUGAACUUACAGUGCGAGAUUUGGGCUCCUUUGGAGACAUAACCUGCUUAGGUGAUGAGGUGCUGAGAGAUCUUGUUUUGGGGGUUAAUUUGUAAAUUUUCUGGGUUGGAGGGUUUGCUUCUACCUCUCUUUUUAAAGUGUCACAUUCAGGAAAGUCACAACAGGCUGUUCGGGUGAAGGUGUCACAGUUCUCUGCCUGUUUUUGGAAGGGUUGCAUAUCAGAUUUAGGGCAGAUGUCUAGAGCAGUGCUUCUCAACCUGGCAACUUUCAGACGGGUGGACUCCAACUCCCAGAAUUCCCCAGCCAGCUGGCUGGGGAAUUCUGGGAGUUGAAGCCCACCCGUCUGCAAGUUGCCGAGCGGGCUGGGGAAUUCUGGGAGCUGAAGUCCACACAUCUGAAAGUUGCUGAGGUUGGGAAACACUGCUCUAGAAUAUUAGAAGAGAGUUAACCGGGUCAAAGGUGAUUCUUUUGGAAGGGUGUGUAUGUGUGUGUGUGAAUUAAACAACUGGGUUGUUGUUUUUUUGUUCAAAAGAGCAACACCUGUAAGACAACUCUAGAAUUCUUCCUGUCUUCUCUUUGCACAAAGUAC
Molecule: messenger RNA, 2003 nt
Organism: Candoia aspera
Lineage: Eukaryota; Metazoa; Chordata; Lepidosauria; Squamata; Candoiidae
Gene: STX17
Product: syntaxin 17
Exons: 8
Coding region: 59-970 (303 amino acids)
Biological process (GO): intracellular protein transport; vesicle-mediated transport; vesicle fusion
Cellular component (GO): autophagosome membrane; SNARE complex; endomembrane system
Molecular function (GO): SNARE binding; SNAP receptor activity
Source: RefSeq, a predicted model, not a curated record